This is a messenger RNA of Argentina anserina (silverweed cinquefoil), 789 nucleotides long. Its product is annotated as peroxiredoxin-2. Bases 87 to 575 code for a protein of 162 amino acids. The record is from RefSeq and is a predicted model, not a curated record. Lineage: Eukaryota; Viridiplantae; Streptophyta; Magnoliopsida; Rosales; Rosaceae. Gene Ontology annotation, biological process: hydrogen peroxide catabolic process; cell redox homeostasis; cellular response to oxidative stress. The transcript has 3 exons. Gene Ontology annotation, molecular function: thioredoxin peroxidase activity. Gene Ontology annotation, cellular component: cytoplasm.
ACUCCAGUCUUCAGCAACCACUCCUCUCCUCCUCCGCCGUCUCUUAACGCCGUUAGUCACCGCCACCGUCGAUCAGAAGCUUCACCAUGGCCCCGAUCGCCGUCGGCGACUCCCUGCCGGACGGUACUCUGUCCUACUUCGACGAGCAGGACCAGAUGCAAACGGUCAACAUUCACUCCCUCGCCGCCGGCAAGAAGAUCAUCCUCUUCGGCGUCCCCGGCGCCUUCACCCCCACUUGCAGUUUGAAGCAUGUUCCUGGAUAUAUUGAGAAGGCGGACGAGCUCAAAUCCAAGGGUGUUGACAAGAUUCUGUGCCUUAGUGUGAAUGACCCUUUUGUGAUGAAGGCAUGGGCUAAAACCUACCCCGAGAACAAGCAUGUCCUGUUCCUUGCUGAUGGCUCAGCUAAAUACACCCAUGACCUUGGUCUUGAGCUUGACCUUUCAGAGAAAGGACUCGGAACUCGUUCCAGGAGGUUUGCUCUCUUGGUUGAUGACCUCAAGGUGAAGGCUGCAAAUGUUGAAUCUGGAGGAGAAUUCACUGUCUCUAGUGCUGAUGACAUCCUGAAGGCUCUUUGAAGAGUUUAGAAUGUCUCCCCUUUAGCUUUGCUUGAUCCUUUCUGUAUGAGACCUGAUUAUCACCUGAACCUACUUUUCUGUGUUGUCUCCAGUCUUCUAGUAUAGUCUGGUUGCAUAUUACGUAUGUAGAUCUUAAACCUCAGGCUUAACAGAAUGGUUUAAUGAAAAAUAAAGAGCAUUUUGGAUUUGCAUAAGGUUACUUACUUUGCAGGCA